AUGCAAAACUUUGUGAAUAGGUUGAAAUUGAAGACUAAGCAAAUUAUUGAUACAGCUGCCGGUGGCUCAACUAAUUUCUCAAUAGCCACUGGUAUUAAGAAGAUUAUUGAGGCUAUUGCUGCAAAUGAGCAUUUGGAGCUAUAUGAUCGUACUGUGAGUCAACCUGAAGGAAAAAUUGAUUUAAAACUGGCAAAUCAGGUUGUGAUCAUGGAAGAUCAAAUUAAAGCUGAAGUAGAGAGAAGAUUGAAAGGUAUGAAUUUAGGUACUCAUACGGUAGCUCAAGUUCAACCUGCUCAAGCGAUGGUAUGUGAAAUCUGUGGCGGACCACACUUUGCCAUUCAUUGUGUUGCUACGGCGGAACAAGUGGAGGCUAUAAAGUUCUUGAGGCAAAAUAACCCUUAUUCUAAUACGUAUAAUCCAGGGUGGAAGAAUCAUCCAAAUUUUUCUUGGAAGGAUCAGCAGGGUAAUGCUCCAAAGCAAGUUCCUCAACAACAACAGUAUAUGCCUCAGCAACAACCACCUUACCAGCAACAAUAUCAGUCACCUCAGCAAUCCUAUCAGCAACAAGGACCGAAGAAAGCAAAUUGGGAGAUUGCCAUUGAAAAAAUGGCAGUGCAGAAUGUUAAAUUCCAGGAAGAGACAAGAAAUAACAAAAGGAAUACUAAUGCUUCUAUCAAAAAUCUUGAACUUCAACUUGGGCAGAUAGCACAGCAGAUCACGAGCUCUCAAGCACCAAGUGCUUUACCGAGUGCAACUAUGACAAAUCCAAGAGAGCAUAAUAAUGUGAGUGCAGUAACUACAAGAAGUGGAAAAGCAACUGAAGUCCUUGAAAAGAGAGUUGAGGAAGAAGAUACGCUGCUUGAAAUGGAUCUUGAAAUCUUAGAAAAUAAAACACCACCAGCAGAAGUAAUAUUGAAGCCAGUUGUGAAGGAAAAGCCCAUUGAACCAAAACCCAUAAUAAAGCUCCCAUUUCCACAAAGGAACAAGAAGCAGAAGCAGGACGAGAAAAACUUUCAGAAGUUUGUAGAAAUGUUCAGGAAGUUGGAAAUCAACAUCCCCUUCUCUGAGGCACUGGACCAGAUGCCUAUUUAUGCCAAAUUCAUGAAGGACAUCAUAUCCAAGAAGCACACCAUUGACACUGACUCUGUUAUACUAACUGAAACUUGUAGUGCUAUUUUGCAGGGUAUGAAGAUUCCGGUGAAGAAGCCAGAUAGAGGCUCGGUUACUAUUCCGUGCACCAUUGGAGAUAGGUCCUUCAAAAGGGCUCUGAUUGAUUUGGGGGCUAGUGUGAGCCUUAUGCCUUUGUCCAUCUACAGGAAACUCGGGAUUGGAAGAGUUCAAGACACCAGAAUGACACUUCAAUUUGCCGAUCACUCAGUGAAGAAACCAUUUGGGAUUGUUGAGGAUGUUCUGGUAAAAGUUGAUAAAUUUGUUUUUCCUGUUGAUUUCGUAAUUCUGGAAAUGCCAGAAGAUGAGGAGAUACCUCUGAUUCUGGGUAGACCAUUUUUAGAGAUAGGUAGAUGUAUGAUAGACAUUGAGAAUGGUACCAUGACUCUUAAGGUUUAUGAUGAGGAGCUAAAAAUUAAUGUGAGAAACACUAUGAAGCACAAAGAGGAUAUAGGUACAAAUCACUCAGUGGAAGUGAUUAAUCAGAUAGUAGCCGACAACAUUCAGAGCAGUUUCCCAGAAUCACCGUUAGAAAGAGUUAUGUGUUUGUCAACUGGGGAGAUUGAGGACAAUGGUAGUGAGAAGGAAAAAGAAAUUCUUGCUCUACUUGAUGCACAACCACCUUGGUUGAAAUCCAAACCACACCGGUGGGAGGAUUUAAGAGGUUCACCAGAAACAGAAACUGAAAAGGGAAACAAAACAGGUACAAGUUCUGAGUUAAAACAACUACCUGUUAAUCUUAAAUAUGUUUUUCUAGAAUCCGGAGAAAAAUGUCCUGCUAUUAUCAAUCCUGAGUUAAAUGAAAAAGAUGAAGAAAAGUUGAUACAGGUACUUAAGAGGCACAGGAGUGCUAUUGGUUGGACUAUCGAGGAUAUAAAAGGAAUUAGCCCCACGGUAUGCAUGCAUAAAAUCCUGAUGGAGGAUAAUCAGAAACCGGUAGUACAACCUUAG
Molecule: messenger RNA, 2118 nt
Organism: Vicia villosa (hairy vetch)
Lineage: Eukaryota; Viridiplantae; Streptophyta; Magnoliopsida; Fabales; Fabaceae
Exons: 1
Coding region: 1-2118 (705 amino acids)
Biological process (GO): proteolysis
Molecular function (GO): aspartic-type endopeptidase activity
Source: RefSeq, a predicted model, not a curated record